This is a messenger RNA of Otolemur garnettii (small-eared galago), 1455 nucleotides long. RefSeq names its product isthmin 1 (gene ISM1). Bases 1 to 1392 code for a protein of 463 amino acids. The record is from RefSeq and is a predicted model, not a curated record. Gene Ontology annotation, biological process: negative regulation of angiogenesis. NCBI's taxonomy places the organism in Eukaryota, Metazoa, Chordata, Mammalia, Primates, Galagidae. The transcript has 6 exons.
AUGGUGCGCCUGGCGGCCGAGCUCCUGCUGCUGCUGGGGUUGCUGCUGCUCACACUGCACAUCACGGUGCUGCGCGGCUCCGGAGCUGCCGAAGGGUCAGACGCGGCCGCAGGCAACGCCAGUCAAGGCGAGCUGCAGAAUAACCUCAACGUGGAAAGUGACUCCACAUCAGAAACCAGCUUUUCUCUCUCCAAGGAAGCACCAGGAGAGCAUCCAGAACACCAGGCUAAGCACCAGCCCUUCCCCAGACAGCGCUUCCAAGAGACUGGGCAUCCUUCCCUGCAAAGAGAUGGCCCCAGAUCCUUUCUCCUGGAUCUACCAAACUUUCCAGAUCUUUCCAAAGUGGAUAUCAAUGGACAGAAUCCAAAUAUCCAGGUCACCAUAGAGGUGGUCGAUGGUCCUGACUCUGAAGCAGAUAAAGAUCAGCAUCCGGAGAAUAAGCCCAGCUGGUCAGUGCCAGCCCCUGACUGGCGGGCCUGGUGGCAGAGGUCCUUGGCCUUGGCCAGGGCAAACAGCGGGGACCAAGACUACAAGUACGACAGUACCUCAGAUGACAGCAACUCCCUCAACCCCCCCAGGGGAUGGGACCAUCCGGCCCCAGGCCACCGGACUUUUGAAACCAAAGAGCAGCCAGAAUAUGAUUCCACAGACGGUGAAGGUGACUGGAGUCUCUGGUCUGUCUGCAGUGUCACCUGCGGGAAUGGCAACCAGAAACGGACCCGGUCUUGUGGCUAUGCCUGCACUGCGACAGAAUCAAGGACCUGUGACCGUCCAAACUGCCCAGGAAUUGAAGACACUUUCAGGACAGCUGCCACGGAAGUAAGUCUGCUUGCGGGAAGUGAGGAGUUUAAUGCCACCAAACUGUUUGAAGUUGACAUGGACAGCUGUGAGCGGUGGAUGAGCUGCAAAAGUGAGUUCUUGAAGAAGUACAUGCACAAGGUGAUCAACGACCUGCCCAGCUGCCCUUGCUCCUACCCCACCGAGGUGGCCUACAGCACGGCUGAUGUCUUCGACCGCAUCAAGCGCAAGGACUUCCGCUGGAAGGACGCCAGCGGGCCCAAGGAGAAGCUGGAGAUCUACAAGCCCACGGCCAGGUACUGCAUCCGCUCCAUGCUGUCCCUGGAGAGCACCACGCUGGCCGCCCAGCACUGUUGCUACGGUGACAACAUGCAGCUCAUCACCAGGGGCAAAGGGGCAGGGACACCCAACCUCAUCAGCACCGAGUUCUCUGCCGAGCUGCACUACAAAGUGGACGUGCUGCCCUGGAUCAUCUGCAAGGGCGACUGGAGCAGGUACAACGAGGCCCGGCCGCCUAACAACGGGCAGAAGUGCACAGAGAGCCCUUCGGACGAGGACUACAUCAAGCAGUUCCAGGAGGCCAGGGAGUACUGAGCGCCUGGAGCAGGUGGAGUGACGCGCCACCUUGGCUUCCGCGACACAAACGUGCUGCACUGA